Molecule: messenger RNA, 1365 nt
Organism: Puma concolor (puma)
Lineage: Eukaryota; Metazoa; Chordata; Mammalia; Carnivora; Felidae
Product: tripartite motif-containing protein 64-like
Molecular function (GO): protein binding; zinc ion binding
Source: RefSeq, a predicted model, not a curated record
AUGUACAGAAAUAUGGAUUUGGACACCUUGCAAGCCUUGCAGAAUGAACUCAUCUGCUCCAUUUGUAUGAACUACUACAUAGACCCUGUCACCAUUGACUGUGGGCAUAGCUUUUGCAGUCCCUGCCUGCACCUCUGCUGGGAGGAAGCCCAGACCCUAAUGUCCUGCCCUGAGUGCAGGGGAAUUUCAGAGAAAUCAGACUUCAAAACCAAUAUUGCACUCAAGAAACUGGCAUCCCUUGCCAGACGGGCCAGAGUUUACCACACCAACAGCUCCAAUGAGCAGAUCUGUGUGGUACACAAGAAAGCAAAGGAGUUCUUCUGUGAGGCUGACAAGAGCCUGCUGUGUGGGCUCUGCUCUGAAUCACCAGAGCAUGUGGCUCAUGGCCACAGUCCAGUCCAGUGGGCUGCUGAGGAACACAGGGAGAAACUUCUGAAGAGAAUGGGCUCUUUAUGGAACACGACUCAAGAAAUGCAAAAUGAUCUGAAUCAAGAAGCUAACAAAAUCCAGUCAUUUGAGGACUAUGUGCUUUUAAGGAAAGUGAUGAUCAAAAUGCAGUAUCAGAAGAUGCAUCUGUUUCUCCGCGAGGAGGAGCAACUCCAUCUGGAGACACUGGAGAAAGAGGCGGAGGAGAUUUUGCAACAACUCCAGGAAAGUGCAUUCAGAAUGACCCAACAGAAAGCAAGCCUGAAAGAAAUGUACAAAGAGCUGACUGAGAUGUGCCACAAGCCUGACCUGGAGCUGCUCCAGGACUUGGGAAAUGUAUUGCAAAGGACUGAAUUGGUGCAGGUGCAAAAGCCUCAGCCCAUGAUUCCAGAGCUCACCUUGCACGGCAUCACAGGAAUCCUAGACAUACUGAACAACUUCAGAGUGGGUAAUGUGCUGAGUCAGGAAGCCACCGGUCGCUACAUGUGCGUUUCUGAGGAUGCUGGAAGUGUGAUGCUUGGAGUCACCCAUCCUGGUGUGUCCAGAGAGCCUGAGAGCCUGGCGAGCUUUGCAGCCUGGGGACCUCAGGUCUUCACCUCUGGUAAACAUUACUGGGAGGUGGAUGUCACAUGCUCCCCAAAUUGGAUUCUGGGAGUCUGUAAAGAUUCCUUUAUGAGUGAUAUUGAUAUCAUUAGUGAUCCUGAGGCAGCAUUUCUUCUGUUUUCUUUGAAGAUAAACAAUCGUUAUAGUCUCUCCACCAACUCCCCGCCCUUAAUUCAGUAUGUGGAAAGGCCUCUGGGUCAGAUUGGAGUAUUUCUGGAUUACGACAAUGGAACUGUGAGCUUCUAUGAUGUUUGCAAAAGUUCCCUCAUAUACAGUUUCCUUCCUUCCUCCUUCUCUUUCCCUCUGAAGCCUUUCCUUUGCUUUGGUUCCCUCUGA